Molecule: messenger RNA, 6394 nt
Organism: Anopheles darlingi
Lineage: Eukaryota; Metazoa; Arthropoda; Insecta; Diptera; Culicidae
Gene: RhoGAP15B
Exons: 5
Coding region: 666-5732 (1688 amino acids)
Biological process (GO): signal transduction
Source: RefSeq, a predicted model, not a curated record
AGGUUCCGUGGCUAGUGCGCGCAUGGUCUACGGCAUUCUUCGACCACGCCUGCGCUGGAGAUCAAGGAAAAACAAGCUGCGAGAUUUUGUUUUGUAUACAAGUGGGUGGCUGGGCACACUUGGGCAAGAGCAGGGAACAGUCGCAAGCAUUGCAACGGAUAUCGCCACUCCCUCCCCUUGCCAUUAAAGCUGCUUGCUUCAUAGCAGCGUUUGACCACACAGCUGCGUUCCAUCGAGAGCAUAAUUGUUUUGUUUUGUAGUUUUUGUGCUUUUGUGUGUUUUGUGUAUUUUUAUGCGUGCGUCGUGCGUGUGAUGUGUAUGUUUUUGAGGAACGUGAUUGCGUGAGCGGAAGCAGACUGGUAGCGGGGUAUCACGAUUCCACAGGACAGAGACCUCCCUCCCCAACAGAUUCUCCAGGAACUAUCCAUCGAGAGCUUUGAUGUAUGUGCUCGUCAUGCAGUUACGACGAAGCCGCUAUGAAUCAUACCAGGCCGCCGUGCAGUCGUGUGAGAGUGUGCGACUGAUAAAGUGAAGCGAGAGGCGAGGCUCCACCAUAACCCGUCGUCUAGUGCGCGAGCAGUAACAGCAGCAUAGUGCGACAACAAGCUGAUCGUGGUGGUGAUCGGCGAACCAGCAGCAACAGCAGGCUUCCCUUGGAACACAUUAUGAGUGAGAAGGAAAAAAUGGAGACAGAGAAGCAGGACGUGUCGGUGAGUCCCGUGCCGGUCCCACGCACCAGACCGUCCCGACAAAAGCCGGCCAUUACGUUGGAGUUCGAUUCGGGUCCUGAUGGAGAUUAUGUCAAUACACGGAUCGUGCCCCAGGAUCAAGCAUCUGCCGGAGGUGAACCGUUAGGAUCGACUGGACCACGACCGAUACCGGCGCCGCGCAGUACUCGUCCGCGGGUACUCCUCGCUAGCAACGAUAAGGGACAGCAGGACGGCGAUGAUGAUGGUCGCUAUCAGAACGUCGUUAUUCGGCGGGUAGAGCAGCCGGCCGAAAAAUUGGCCCCUGGCGUGGCUACCGCCGGUGAACAGCGGAUGGCAGACCGCUUUGAGCCAACCCCACCAUCCUCCCCGUUGGUAGGUGGUAGUGGCAGUAGUAACAGGUUGCCCGGUAAGCUAUGUAACAACCUACACGAACACUGCUCGCCCAAUGUCGAUUCGGAUGGUGUAUCCGUUGACAGCGCCGACAGUGCCGGUGGCGGAGCACGUGGUAGCACGGGCAGCGGCAAAUACAAAACCAACUCGCCCGGUGAUCUGUUUAAAACGAUCGGCACCACCUCCCGGCUGCUGACGGAAUCGAUUGGUGAGCGGGUGGCGCAUAAGACGCGCAAAGUGGCCAACAAUGUGCGCCACACCGGCACGAGUCUGGUGAGCUGGAGCCAGGAGACAGGCCGAACGGCAGCCGAUAAGCUGAAGAGCGUUGGUCGAGGCCGAAGCAGCAAAGCGCGCGAGGUAACGGCGGAUGCUGGCGACGAAGGUGAGAAACCAGGCGCCGAUCAGUCGGGCAGCCGGGGGCCACAUGAUGGCGCAAUACCGGAAACGCUGCAGAGUAUCCAAUUCCACAGCCCGCUGCUCAACAAUCAAACCGCCAGUGCGACGGUCAACCCGAUGGAGACCGUCGACGGUGAUACGGCGACGUACGAUGUGCCGCGGUGCCGUGGUAAAAAGCUGACGAACCUGCAGCAUUGGGCACCGGGCUCGGGCAGCCCAUCGUCUACACCCCCGUCAAGUGUGCACGAGAGUAACCUUAGCCUGGAUGCACCCUCGUCGGUGGGUUCCACCGAACGGCCGACGCCAUCGGGCUACUUUCAGCGUAACGCACCCGCCAGCCAAAGCCUCUACAGUCGCGUUCUGCCGAAGCGUAAUCGCCAGCCAGUGGGUGGCACUAGUGGCGCCGAUCAGUCACCGAUACCGGCUCCGGGCGUGCUGCGACGACAGAAGCAAAACAAAAGCGAAUCCAACCUGUACGAGUCGACGUUCUAUGUCGAUUGCUCGUCUGCGAACGUUGCUGGAGGCGAGCCGGACCAUCAGCAGCAUCUAUACGGAAAGCUUAACGUGCUGCCCAAGACAGGGCUAUCGAGUAGCAGCAGCAGUAGCAGCAACAGUUCGUGCUCGCUAAAUGCCUCCGAAGACGAUAACACACUUACGGAGCUACGCAAGGCCCCGAUCGCUAUUGCUCGUCGGGCCCGGCAGAUCUUCUCCCGGCAGGGAUCCCUCGCUGGUGAACUGGCGGCGAGUCGCCGACCGCUUGCCGGGAAUCCAUCCAGCUCUAAUCACCGGUCGGAUUCGUGGAAUUUUUACGAUAUCACGGUGGAUGCCGCUGCGUCCACAGCGGAAGCAGUAGCAGCAGCAGGCUCCAGCGGUAGCAGUCCCAGCAGCAGCAGUAGUCCACUGUACGGCCACGUGUCGGAGAUGCAGUCUUCGCUGCUGAUGCCGGUUAGUGUGGGAAGUGCGGCGGCAACGAGUAGCUACAUGGGACGCCACGACUACGAUGAGGUGUCCAUCGCGGACAUCAUCGACGAGUUCGAUCCACUCACAGUUACCAGUGGCGGUGAUGGUGCCAGAGGGCUGUCUACCAUUGGGGAGCUGUCCCUCAUCGAGGACCUGCUGAGUGCCGAAUCGUACACGGCUCGACCCACAUCGUCCCGCCGAGUGCGACUGGCAUUGGCGAACAACGACGAAGAUGGUGACGAUAACACGCAGCCGGUAUGCCCGAAGCCACCCAAACGUUCGGAUUCUCUGCUAGACAGUCGAACUGCUGCUACUGCUGCUGCAAGCGCUCCCGAUGCGCCCACCAAAUCGGUCCCGGCGAAACCGAAGCGUACCAAGCAGCGCUCGUCGGUGGUGGCACGUCCGGAGUCGGAAGAACCGCUAGACUCCCGCCCAGUGACACAGAUCGUACACCAGAAUCUGAACCUGCCGAGCGACAGCAUGGAGAAUCUGGUCGAUGAGAACGUCAUACGGCCACAUCUAGCGAUACUGGAUGAGGAGGGUCAUCGUGCACCGGGACAGGCAGCACCACUGGCCGACCUGAGCUAUCCCCGCCGAACGGAGACGCAAGCGCAGACUAGUUGGUAUGUGGGUGAGACCGGUUGCUUCGAGAAACUGACCAACGUCAAUCCUGUCAAUGUGCGAGAAGCGGCGAGCUCGGUGGUGGAGAAAGCGACAAAGCAAUCGUUGCCUCCCGAGCUGAGCAGUACGGAGAUGGUGCCGGUACCGGGGCUGGAACGACCUGCCACGGAGCUGCCCUCGUACUUCGAGGCCAUCGGUGGUACCGAUCCAGUGUUCGAGCAUGGGCUGGCAGCAGGCCAACCCUCACCAAGUCAAGUUAAGCCAGCUCCGCCUACUACAGUGAAACCGACGACCAGCGUUGCCUCGAAACUGCUCAACGCGCUAAAGCGCCGCCCGAGCCUGAACCGUGGUUCGACGGAAAAGGGUACAGGCAAGCCGGAAGUGCGCACCGUGCUCGAGAUGGUGCCGAAACCGCGCCUCACCGAGCGGCUGAUCACGUACAAGGGUCACGUGCUCAAGUUUCCGUCCGGCAAGAUUAGUGACGUGCUGAACGAGCUAUCACCCCGCUCGAUCGUGCUGCGCGAGCGCAUCUUCCAAACAUUCCUCGAUCCGCACCAGACGAUGCCAAAGGAGACGCUGCAGCUGCGCUACAUCCUUGCCAUCCAGUGCAUCCUGCAGCACAAGUUCGCUGGUGAGGGGCGGCUCGAUCUGCACUGCUUCGAGAUUGUGCUGGCCCUGCCGAAGAGCGGUGGCGGUGCUGGAGGUUCCGGGGGCAGUAGUGGAUCUGGUACAGCCGGUAGUGCCGCCAUUGCCAUGUCCACCAAUCCGGAUUUGCUGAUAACGAGCGGUGCGACGGGGAAUGUCAAGACGAGCCGGGCCUCGUACAUGUUCGGUACGCACAAGCGCCCCGAUCGGAACCUGUGGAUGGCGAAGAUCCUACAGUCGGUCACGGACGUGUUUCCGGAGGAGCUGCUGCGCGAGUUUCUGCGGGCCGGCUGGUGUUAUGUGAAGAAGUCGGUGACGGCCGAGUGGGCCGGUGCCUGGUUGCUGCUGGCCAAGCGGCGCCUUCACCUGUUCAGCUACGCCGACAGCCGGCUGGAGCAGCUCGAUCUGCGCAAGGCGCGCUGUAUCACGAUGAUCGAGAGCGAGACUGGUACGAUCGGGAACCUGCACGUCGAAACCGGGCCAACCCUGCUGAUCGACUGUCCGCCCUAUGCUACGCUUUACUUUAUCAUGAGUUCUCCGCGCGAAACGCAGAUCUGGCGCAAGAUGAUCCGCCAGGUAGCGCACAAGAAUGGACCGUCGCUCCACGGGCAGCAGCUAACGCGGGCCGACGUACCGGUGCUGAUCGAUAAGUGCAUCAACUUCAUCUACGCGCACGGCUCGAUGUCGGAGGGUAUCUACCGGAAGUCGGGUUCGAUGACGGCGGUCGCCCGUAUACUGCAGCUGUUCGCCGAGGACGCGUUCGACGUGCAGCUAACCCGUGCCGAAUACAGCGAGUACGAUGUGGCGGGUGCUCUGAAGAAGUUCAUCCGAGAGCUGCCGGGCUCGUUCUUCGGCUCGUUCGCGGCCUCGUUCGUUGCGCUCGGUCAGCUGACCGAUGUGCAGGUCAAGGUGGAAUCGUACCGGCAGCUGCUACAACGGCUGCCCCGCAUCGAAUACUGCACGCUGAAGAAGUUGUUGAGCCACCUGGCGUUCAUCGCGAGCCUCGAGGCGCAGAACCGGAUGGGCGUACCGAAUCUGGCAAUGAUCUGGGGAACAACGCUGCUGGCGAACGCCAGCCAGAACACGGUGGACGAGACGCAAUCGUACCACCAGGGGGACGCGCAGGUAGUGGCCGAUUUGAUACAACUGUACCGGCGUCUCUUCCCCGUUACCGAAGACGAGCUGCGAAAGGAUCAGCUGAUGCUGACGGUGCUCCAGAAGUACCACGCUGCCGCGGAGAACCUGUCCGACGCGGUCAAGCACUCUGGCGAUCUUAAGGUUUGGAUCAUGAUCGACUGCGACACACCCCUGGAGCAGGAAACGGCCGAUAUAGAGAAGGUUGGGCUCGAGGAUAAACCGCAAAUUAACGUGGACAUAACGCCAACCAAAACGGCAUCAGAUGUGUGUAAGGAGCUGGCCGGGAAGACGAAGCAUCCCUGGUAUAAGCUCACGCUCUAUGAGGUUGUCCUCAACGGUAGCCUCAUACGACCCAUCCACUACCGCGAGAACGUGCUGGAGGUCGUCGUGCGGUGGACGUACUGGGAUCAAGCGGACCGGAAAAACAACUAUCUGACGCUCAAGCCGACGACUACGCUGAACGAUGUGUACCGGACGAUACAGAAGGCACCGGUGCUGACGCCGACGAUGGAGCUCCGGUUUGCCGACCGGCGCACCAAGGGCUUGCGCAACUAUCAGCUGCAGCUCGUCGGCAAGGGGUUGGUCGUGCUGAAGAAGAUCGAAAAGAAGGACCGGGCCUUUGAGGAGCUGCUCAAGAUUGAUCUGUCACGCGUGCUCGCCUACAUAGGCUGCGAACCGAAGCGUGACCGUUCAAGCCUCCGCUGGGCGAUUACGCUCAUUGAUGUCGAGUUUAAGAGCAGAUCGCGCGACGAGCCCUUCAUUGGACAUAUAUUCGGUGGGCUCGACUUUGCUAGCCAGAUGCUAUGGUACGCAAGUAUACUCUAUAGCCACCACAAGGAUGACAUCCUGCCCAGUGGUGAUCUGUUCUUCUGAUGACGUUCUUUCACAUCUGUGCCGUACGACGAUUGUUUGUAUUCUAGUUUUAGUUGUAUAGAUUUCAAUCUAGAAGGACGAACCUUAUCUUUAAACGUUAAAGCAAAGCUGUGGAAACGGGAACUGUACAUUCAAUUGCAAUGCAACAUAUUUCCAAUUUUAUUUCACGUUCCGUGACUCUCCAUUUGUCUCGGUACUGUACCGCUGGAUGCGCAGCUGUGUUCCAUAGUGCGUACCGGGUUGCAAUCUAAUCUUUAAUCCAAUACCUAACCUAAGCUUACUAAGUGUAAGAAGCACCACUUCGCAACUGCCAUGCCAAUACAUACAUACAAACACACAGUUGUACCAGAUUUCCACUUGAACAAAGGAACCAAGGACCAGGGAAAGUGUAGCGAGGGUGCGUAAGGAUUUCCUAACCUCGAAAAAUGUAUGAUUGAUCAAACACAUUGAUCACACAUUAGAAACGUGAUAUGACAUAUUUCCAAAAUUGGGUCGGUGCGAAUCUGAUUCGUAGAGCAGAGAAAUGAUACAGAGAGUGCCUUAUCGUGGGUUCACUAGGAACCAAAAGCGGCCAAGUUAGUGGAUGGAGAUCACUUCCAUUGAUCUUUGCCUUAUUUUAUAAUAAAACUGAUGUUAAAAAUCAAAAUCUACUGCAAACUCAU